Messenger RNA from Spinacia oleracea (spinach), 2437 nucleotides. RefSeq names its product putative pentatricopeptide repeat-containing protein At1g12700, mitochondrial. The record is from RefSeq and is a predicted model, not a curated record. Bases 1 to 2220 code for a protein of 739 amino acids. NCBI's taxonomy places the organism in Eukaryota, Viridiplantae, Streptophyta, Magnoliopsida, Caryophyllales, Amaranthaceae. The transcript has 3 exons. Gene Ontology annotation, molecular function: protein binding.
AUGGGAAGGAUGAGCAACAAAGCUAGAGUAGCUGCUGGAUUUUCCCAGUUUCGUAAUCUUGCUGCUUCAAUUUCUGGUAAUCUUCUUCCUUCCCCUCCUAAUUUUCGUCAUUCUACCUGCAUUUCUACUUUCAAUUUCUUCCUUUUCCCGACUUCGCUGUUUCAAUCUCAUUUUCCAUUUCUUAUGAGAAACUUUUGUGUAAGACCGCCUCACAGGAAAGACCGCCUUGUUGGCAGUCUUGCUGGCAGCCCAGUUGGCAGCCAUGUUGGCGCAUGUGAUGACGUCAUGCUGACUCUUCUUCACUCCCGAAAUUACUCCUAUCGAUCAACUCAUCAUCAUUUUGAUGACUUUUUUUCUUUUUUUUUUAGGGAUCAUUUUGAUGACUUUGACCCCCAAUUGUUCCUCAAAUAUGUUAGACACCGAUCCAAAUUAGGGUUUACAAAUAUUGAUUAUCCCCUUUCCCUCUUCCAUCAUAUGAAAUCUAUACGCCCUCUUCCUUCAAUUGUUGAUUUCUAUAUCUUGUUUACUGCCAUGACUAAAAUGAAACCCAACCCCCCUUUAUCCACUGUUAUUUCUCUCUCCAGGCAGCUUCAAUUGUUAGGUCUCCAUCCAGAUGAUUAUUCCCUUACUAUUUUGGCCAAUUGCUACUGCCGUUUGGGCAAUGUUGAUUUGGGGUUUUCCAUUUUGGCUUCCAUUAUUAAACUUGGCUAUCAACCUAACAUUGUCACCUUCACUACACUCAUCAAUGGCUUCAUUCACACCGACCAAUUCAACCAAGCCGUUCGAUUGUUGGAUAAAAUUGUCAAGCUUGGCUACCAACCCACAUUAGUCACUUAUGGCUCCAUGUUCAGAGGUCUCUGUAGAUUAGGCGAUAAUUAUGGUGCUCUUAACCUCCUUAGGAAUAUGGAAUCUCAUAGACAUUGCACGCCCAAUGUUGUGAUAUACAGCACUAUCAUUGAUAGCCUCUGUAAAGACCAGUUGUUACCUCUGGCUCUCCACCUUUUCAAGGAGAUGAAAUCCAAAAGAAUUUCCCCAAAUGUUGUCACCUAUAGUACCUUAAUUCGAGGUAUGUGUACUUUGGGACAGUGGAAAGAAGCUCGAGAUAUGUACAAUGAGAUGUUGGGGAACAAUAUACAACCUACCAUUAAGACCUGCAACAUGUUGAUUGACAGGUAUUGUAAGGAGGGCAGGGUUGGUGAAGCACGUGCUAUUUAUGAAUCCAUUACUAAGAGAGGUCUGCUUCCUAAUAUAGUCACUUAUAGCGCUUUAUUAGAUGGAUAUUGUUUACGUGGUGAGAUGGAUGAGGCAGAAAAGUUAAUGGAUUUGAUGAUAAAACAUGGCUGUGAACCUAAUGUUGUUACUUACAGUAGCCUAAUAAAUGGGUAUUGCAAGUCUAAAAAGAUUGACCGAGCACUUGGCUUGCUCAAGAAGAUGCCUCUUGUAGGAUUAUCCCCUAAUGUGGUCACAUAUUCCACUCUUAUCGAUGGCUUAUGCAAGGACAAUCAACUGGAGUUUGCACGCCAGCUUUUCAAGGACAUGAAAUCACAUGGAUUAAAGCCAGUUAUAGUCACUUAUAAUUCAUUGCUUGAUGGUUUAUGUAAAAAUGCUUGGAUCGACGAGGCAAUGCAACUUUUUAAGGAGAUGAAGAACAAUGGGGUGCACCCUAACAUUAUCUUGUACAAUAUCUUGAUUGAUGGCCUCUUUGAGGCUGGCCAGCUUGGUGAAGCAGUGGAUAUCUUCUCUGUUCUCAUUGGUAAAGGGAGGCAUAAUGUGCGUUCCUACAACAGAAUGAUCAAAAGGUUUUGUAAAAAAGGGUUGCUAACCGAUGCCGAUGAACUAUUGAAGAAAAUGGAGGAUAAUGGAUGUUCUCCUGAUAAUUGCACCUUCAAUACAAUUAUUAGAGGAUUUCUUUAUGGUAAGAAUGUUAAGAGGGCUUUAGAACUCAUUAGCAUUAUGAGAAGUAGAGGGUUCGCUGUUGAUAAUCACAAUACUUCGUCAUUGGUGGUCUUACUCGCUGAUCCAACCGUUGGUGAUUCAGACAAGGAAUUGGUUAGAAAUUUUUUUGAGAACCGAUUGAGUGAUAAUUUGGAGGAAAUUACAUAUGAUCAGGUGCGAAAAGUUCUGAAAACAGACAUGCCGACUGUAGGUUACGAAUCAAUUUCCCAUACAACCCGUUGCAGUUCGUCGUCACAUAUAGGAUGUAAUCCACUAUUACUGUAAGGGAGGCUCUUGAUCUGGUGCAUUAAUCAACAAUUUGGUGUAAUAAGUACGUUUCUAAAAGUCUUCUUUUGGAGAUUUAAAUAGCUGUAUUUAAAUGGUAAUCUGUGACUAAAUGCUUCGUCCUGUUUUACACAGUAUAGUAUUGGUCAAGCAAAGAGGAAGAGAUUAUAUUGUGAAAUGUGAUUAAUAAUAAUAAUACGAAUAACGAUAACAAUAA